AUGGGGGGCCUGGGUGGAGGCAUGGGGGGCUUUGGAGGGGGCAUGGGCGGCGGUGGAGGAGGGAUGGGGGGCUUUGGCGGCGGCAUAGGCGGUGGAAUGGGUGGUUUCGGCGGCGCCGGCUUCCCCGGAGGGAUCCAGCCCGUGCAGGUGGAUCCCAGCCUGCUCCGGCCCGUCCACGUGGAGAUCGACCCCCAGAUCCAGCAGGUGAAAACCCAGGAGAAGGAGCAGAUCAAGACCCUCAACAACCAGUUCGCCUCCUUCAUCGACAAGGUGCGGUUCCUGGAGCAGCAGAACAAGGUCCUGUCCACCAAGUGGGAGCUGCUGCAGCAGCAGGGGCCGUCGGGGCCCAGGAAGGACCUGACGGUGAUCUUUGAGAGCUACAUCCAGAACCUGAGGAGGCAGCUGGAGAACCUGCUGGGGCAGCGGGGGCAGCUGGAGUCGGAGCUGCAGAACAUGCGGCAGUACGUGGAGGAGUUCAAGAGCAAGUAUGAGGAGGAGAUCAACCGGCGCACGGCGGCCGAGAAUGAGUUCGUGGUACUGAAGAAGGACGUGGACUGUGCCUACAUGGCCAAAGUGGAGCUGGAGGCCAAGGUGGGAGCUCUGACCGACGAGAUCAACUUCCUGAGGUGCAUCUACGAGGAGGAGCUGUCCCAGAUGCAGAGCAUCAGCCGGGACCUGUCCGUGGUGGUGUCCAUGGACAACAACCGGCACCUGGACCUGGACAGCAUCAUCGAGGAGGUCCGGCGCCAGUACGAGCAGAUCGCCCAGAGCAGCCGGGCCGAGGCCGAGGCCUGGUACCAGAGCAGGUACGAGGAGCUGCAGAACACGGCGGGCAAACACGGGGACAGCCUGAGGAACACCAAGCUGGAGAUCCAGGAGCUCACCAGGAACGUGCAGAGGCUGCGGGCCGAGAUCGAGAACGUCAAGAAGCAGAACCAGCAGCUCCAGUCGGCCAUCGCCGAGGCCGAGGAGAGGGGCGAGAUGGCCCUCAAGGACGCCCGCAGGAAGCUGGAGGAGCUGGAAUGUGCCCUGAGCAAGGACAAGGAGGAGCUGGCCCGGCUGCUGAAGGAGUACCAGGAGCUGCUCAACACCAAGAUCGCGCUGGACGUGGAGAUCGCCAUGUACAGGAAGCUGCUGGAGGGGGAGGAGAACCGAAUAACUGGGAAACUCUGA
Messenger RNA from Empidonax traillii (willow flycatcher), 1173 nucleotides. Its product is annotated as keratin, type II cytoskeletal 3-like. The record is from RefSeq and is a predicted model, not a curated record. Gene Ontology annotation, biological process: keratinization; intermediate filament organization. The transcript has 9 exons. Gene Ontology annotation, cellular component: keratin filament. Gene Ontology annotation, molecular function: structural constituent of skin epidermis. Lineage: Eukaryota; Metazoa; Chordata; Aves; Passeriformes; Tyrannidae. The coding region runs from base 1 to 1173 and encodes 390 amino acids.